AUGGCGCAGCAGUCACCAUCCUCGCCUCACCUCAGGCACCAAUCUUCGCUAGAGAGCAUCAUUGAAUUCCAAACCGAGUCGCCUUUAAGCCCAGGCGCGCGCGACUGGGCCAGGCGUAGAUUCUACUGUCUCACGGACCACUUUGAGGCGGCCGCUAAGAAUGGGGACAGUGGCAGUGACAACGGUGGUAACAUCGGCGGCGGCGGCGGCGGCAGCAGUAGCUCCCAAUACAAUCGCUCGCGGCUUAUUCGCCUUACGUACGACCAUGCUCGCUCGCCUCUCUCGCAGGAUAACUUCCUACGAGCUUUCUUUGGCUCGCUCGAAUUGUCUAUAGACGGCGACGAAGCCCUAGACGAGCAGAUUGGGGCGAAGUUUUUUGGCUUCGCAGAUUACCUCUUCAAUAACUUCUUCCUACCCCUCAAAGCCUCUGCCAGAAAGACCCCCCAGCCCUCGCCGGCAUACCAUUCUGCUAUUCAACGAUUACAGGGAGGGGAGGGAUUUGUAGGGACCCCAGAAAGAAUAUCGGCCUUACGUGGUGCCUGCCUCAUCCGCGACCGUCAUCGUUGUGUUAUAACACGGAGAUUCGACUAUAGCGAAGCACUAAAACGCUUUGAGAGUACUAGCAGUGACCCCCGAGAUGAUGAUGGCAACUCGCUCAACGAGGAGCAGCCCGGGACGCUUGAGCCCUUGGAAGUCGCCCAUAUUCUACCGCACUCUUUGACAAGGCUCGGAAGUGGCGAAGAACUGACCCCCUCCAAGCAAGCGGCCUUGGCUAUUCUCAAUAUGUUCGACCAUGGAGUCGGGCACUUGAUCGAAGGCGUCGAUAUUGAUCGGCCACGCAACGCCUUGACCCUCACCCAAAACAUGCACAACUUGUUUGGCAACUUUCAUAUCUAUUUCGAGCCCGUGAUAGACGCGGAACCUCACACCUAUCGGAUCGAAUCAUUUCUCGCUCCCCCUUUCGUAGGGGGGCUUCUUCCCGUGACCCGCACGCUCUUCCUGACGGACAGCCACACAAUUGAUCCACCCUCGCCACGGCUUCUAGCUAUCCACCGUGCCAUUGCACGCAUCCUCCACCUGUCAGCAGCAGGUGCCUACAUCGACAAGAUCCUCAGAGACAUGGAAGACGCCGGGGAACAGGGGGCCCAGGCGGACGGCUCGACAGAUCUGGGCCGUCUCGUCCACCUUGGCCUGUGGCUGAACGGUGUUGAUGCCUACGCCUACUAA
Dichotomopilus funicola is the source of this 1227-nucleotide messenger RNA. RefSeq lists its product as uncharacterized. The transcript has 3 exons. Bases 1 to 1227 code for a protein of 408 amino acids. The record is from RefSeq and is a predicted model, not a curated record. Lineage: Eukaryota; Fungi; Ascomycota; Sordariomycetes; Sordariales; Chaetomiaceae.